AUGGCCGCCGCCGUUGAUGUAAAUCCCCCUCUGGAGGAUGAGAAGCAAAUCUCAACUCAACCCCCUUCACUGUCGCUCAGCACCGGUCUCGCCGUCCGUCUCGCAUGCCGCUCCAACACCCUCACAACCGUGACCUCCGGCCUGGCCCCCACACAUCUCCAAGCCAACCUCAUCAUCCUCCCCUCCCGCUACGCCGCUGACUUCCGACUCCUCUGUGCCCGCAACCCGGUCCCCUGCCCCCUCAUAGCCGAGUCCUCCACCGCCGGCUCAUACACCUGCAUUAAGUCCUGCAACAACGGUCUAUCAGACGCUCAGAUUCUCUCAGACGUCGACAUUCGCCGCGACGCUCCACGGUACAUGGUAUAUCGGGACUCGCAACUCGCCAAGAAGGACUGCCUCGACAUUUGUUCGGAGUGGACGGAUGACCAUGUGGCAUUUUUGAUCGGUUGUUCAUACAGUUUUGAGUCGGCGCUCAAGGAGGCGGGGUUGGAGGACAGACAUACGAAACUGGGGAGGAAUGUACCAAUGUAUCGAACAAAUGUGCCGCUGUGUCCGGCGGGGGUGUUCACAGGGGGUACUUAUGUGGUUUCAAUGAGACCAUACAAGGCUUCUGAGAUUGAAAGAGUGAGGGAGAUUACGAGGGGGUAUAGUGAGACGCACGGGGAGCCGAUUGCUUGGGGGUGGGAUGCGGUGGCGAGGUUGGGGAUUGGGGAUAUUGAUGCCCCUGAUUGGGGUGAGGUGUCGUUGACGUUGACAAAGGACGGGAGGUUUUUGGGGGAUAUGGUGGGCUCGGAGGAGGAGGUUCCUGUGUUUUGGGGUUGUGGUGUUACGCCGCAGGAGGCGGUGAUGAGGGCGGGUAUUGAGGGAACGGUUAUGGCGCAUUCACCAGGGCACAUGUUGUUGUUGGAUGUUAGGGAUCAUGAUAUCAUUCAAAGCUAG
Messenger RNA from Pseudomassariella vexata, 939 nucleotides. RefSeq names its product DUF1445 domain-containing protein. Gene Ontology annotation, molecular function: D-glutamate cyclase activity. The record is from RefSeq and is a predicted model, not a curated record. Gene Ontology annotation, biological process: glutamate metabolic process. NCBI's taxonomy places the organism in Eukaryota, Fungi, Ascomycota, Sordariomycetes, Amphisphaeriales, Pseudomassariaceae. The transcript has a single exon. Bases 1 to 939 code for a protein of 312 amino acids.